AUAAUGCAAAGUGCCAUGUUCCUGGCUGUCCACCACGACUGCGGAUCCAUGGACAAGAGCUCAGGCAGCAGCCCCAAGAGCGAGGAGAAGCGGGAGAAGAUGAAGCGGACCUUGUUAAAAGAUUGGAAGGCUCGUUUGAGCUACUUCUUGCAACACUCUUCCUCUCCUGAGAAGCCCAAAACUGGCAAGAAGAGCAAACAGCAAACCUGCAUCAGGCCUUCUCCCGAGGAGGCACAGCUGUGGUCAGAAGCCUUCGAUGAGCUGCUCGCCAGCAAAUAUGGUCUUGCUGCAUUCAGGGCUUUUUUAAAAUCGGAAUUCUGUGAAGAAAAUAUUGAAUUCUGGCUGGCCUGUGAAGACUUCAAAAAAACCAAGUCACCCCAAAAGCUGUCCUCAAAAGCCAAGAAAAUAUAUACCGACUUCAUAGAAAAAGAAGCCCCCAAAGAGAUAAACAUAGACUUUCAAACCAAAACGCUCAUUGCCCAGAACAUCCAAGAGGCUACAAGUGGCUGCUUUGCGACAGCCCAGAAGAGGGUGUACAGCCUGAUGGAGAACAACUCCUACCCCCGGUUCCUGGAGUCGGCGUUCUACCAGGAUUUGUGUAAAAAGCCCCAGAUCACCGCCGAGGCCCAUGCUACAUGAGAUGACAACGAGCCCCAGCAUGGAGGACUUUCCGUUUUGUUCCUAAGGGGGAAAGGCUGCGACCUUCCCCAAGGGACUGACCUUGAAUUCAGCCUGGGUGUUGGGGAGACGUCACUCAGAACUGUUGAUUCAGAGUUGGGGAGCGCACUGAGAAGCUGGCGGUCCUCAGGAGAGGCUGGGACCGGGGUGGCCUCCGUGACUGUGACUGUGCAGCACACGGGGAGCGCGUGGUCUGAUCCAGGGGUGUCUCCCGCUGGAAGGGCAGGAACCUGGGAAUGGAAAGAUAACGAUGAAAUACUAUUGGUCCAAAAGCAUUUUUGAAAUCAGUGGGUCUGGGAUCCUGUGGCCUUAGGUAGCUGGCUGUACAUCUUAAGGUCGGUCCACGUUGCCACACAGUGGUUUUAGUUUUAGUUUGUUUUCGUGCUAAGUGAUGUUAACGUGUUUACUACGUGCAAGCAUAUCCAAGUGCUCAUGACUGCAGAUCAUCGGUCCCGUGGUCUCGUGACCCUGACACUGUCUGUGUUUUUACUACCCCUCGGUGUGUCCCAGAGUGAGUGCUGUUGUGUAGGAAAUAGUGUCCGUUGUGAGUGCCAAAACAUGUCCUGAAGGCAGCUAAACUUUGAAGUGGUCUUUGCAUACUUUUAAUAAAUUUAUUUUGAUAAAUAAUGUCAUUGAC
This is a messenger RNA of Myotis lucifugus (little brown bat), 1315 nucleotides long. It is a transcript of the gene RGS2, whose product is annotated as regulator of G protein signaling 2. Lineage: Eukaryota; Metazoa; Chordata; Mammalia; Chiroptera; Vespertilionidae. The transcript has 5 exons. Bases 4 to 639 code for a protein of 211 amino acids. The record is from RefSeq and is a predicted model, not a curated record.